AAACGUGUGUCGCAUCAUCAUAUUUUCUUUCGCAUAAAAAUCGGACGGACAAGUUGAUCGCUGCCCGGUCUUGCACAGCUGUUGUCACCCCAUCCUACACCACAACCUAAAAAGACAUGCGUAACAGGCAGAAAAAGGCCGUCACAUUGUGCCUGUUUUUUAUUUUUUAAUUUUUUCACUGUAAACCCCCCAAAACCCCCUCCCACUCGAUAUAUCAGGAAGAACAUAUAGUCUAUGGCCCGCUACUUAAACCACUGUAUAUUUCCAUCCACGUCAGACAACAUCGCGAUGAUGCUUGCCUCGCAUGUUAUGCACCCGGUCUGCGUACGAGAUAAGCCACCGAGAUACGUCAUACUAGAAGGCCUUAGGCUACGGGCUUUGCCCUUAGAGCAAAGGGGCAUAGCCACGACUUGAUCGCGCUAUCUUCAGUCGGGUCGGACAGGGGGCGUUGUUUAGUCCCGUAGGGAAUAGCAAGGAAUAAAAACGAGCUGUAGGAGAGUUGAAGAUUUAUCGCAAUUUGUGUUUAUUUGAAUUUAUUCGGUGAAACGGAGUCUUUUCUCAGCGGUUUUACUUUCCACCAAAUGAUGCAGUAGAUAUACCUUUGUAUCGGAACCAUAUUUUUCUUAGAUAAUGUCUCUUUCAAGCAGACAACAGUGUUUUCAUUCUUCCCAGCCGUCUGCAGCUUCGGCGAGGGGGCUGAUUCAAGGUCUGCAGCUUUCGCUGCCUCUUCACUCAUAUCAGGAUGAUCUUCAGCAGCAACAACAACAAUUACAGCAGCAACAACAAGAACAGUACCAACAACACAAUCAGCAAACCUCCCACUAUCACCACCAGCAGCAACAACAGCAGCAGCAGCAGCAACAGCAACAGAAGUCUCCCCAGUCGUCCCCUGUAACAGUUAUGGACCCUCACGACGUAUUUGCCAGCAUGCAAGUGGAGGUCUCAGUGGCUCUCAACUUCAUACUGUCGUACCUGUACAACAAACUCCCACGGCGCCGAGUUAACUGUUUCGGCGAAGAACUUGCCAAAGGGUUCCACAAAAAGUUCGAAGGGCACUGGUACCCUGACCAGCCGUUUAAAGGAUCGGCGUUUCGUUGUAUCCCUGUGAAUGGAGAAAAGGUGGACCCGACCAUCAUUCAAGCUGUAUACAACAGUGGUCUAACGACGGAAGAGGUGUUCACCUAUCUGCCAGAAGAUCUGACCAUCUGGAUCGACCCAGCCGAGGUGUCGUACAGAGUGGGAGAAAAGGGCGUCGUCAAGAUUUUAUAUUCAAACAAGCGCGACACGGACCUGUUGGAAGGGCCAGACAAGGAACUUCAGACGUCCCUCUUCAGUUCAGACACACAGACUUUCAAGACGAUCGACUCCCUGUCCGCGUCUGUAGGCAACAUCAGCAUCUCGCCCACCACCCCAACAGCGUCUGGUGGAUGGCCAAACACAGCGUCCCCUGCCGCUUCUCCAACGUGGCCCGUGAGUCCAGUGAGCCCUCCCAGUAGCACGACCAUCUUUAACCCUUUCAUUCCUCGAGUUCAAGGUCCCACGUUUACAACGGCUGCUUUCGCACAGACCAAAUUUGGAUCGACAAAACUGAAGAGCAUUACCAAGCGUCCGACGCGACUGUCCCCAACCGAAUUUCAACAAAAACAACACACCUCCGCAGUGCCACCGCCGGCAUGCACUGCCCCAGGGUUCCCGCGAUCUCGCUCUCUCUCGCCACGAGAGGCCCGUGAUCCGCGCCAAGAUUUUUUUCUUCGCGACCAACAAAAACGGCUUCAGAUGCUUCAACAGCAACAGCAGCUCUUGCAAGGUUUGGCGUCUGCAGGAGCGGGGACCACGGACAACUUCAAUACCAUGAAUCCAGCAAUGAUGGGCUUGGGGUUGCCAUUUGGAGACCCGCUCCUGUUGCAGGGCAACGGUAUGGUGCCAAACCUUGCAUCUCCGGAUGCUUCCAAGACCCUUCUGGAUCUUGCCGCCGCUGCUAACUACCCAGGCCAGUUGAGUCAUCUUCUCUUGGCUAACUAGACAUGUUCUUCUUGGCAACUAUGACGACAGACCGAAAAAAAGGAUGGUCGUGUUAAUAUAGCGUUUCUUAAUUUUUUCAUAACAAUCAUUUUGAGACUAGUCAUUUUGUUUUGUUUUUUAUAUAUACAUAUAUAUAUAUAUAUGAAAUCUGCUGUUUACUGUGAUAUAGAGAUAGCCACAUACCCUCUAUUUGUAGAACAUAUAUAAAAACAAAAAAAUGCGUCCUAGUUUAAGGGAUUUUCAUUAUAGAAGGUGCUAUAGAACUUGACUGAGACGAAUGCCUUUAUUCAUAUCCUCUGCUGAAUAUAAGAAAGCGUCGGAUUGGUAAGAUUUACAGCACUGCAUCAUGUGUAGACUUCAAUCGCAGAGUUUCGGGAGAAACCAAUCAGCGAAAAUAAACCUCUUAAAUUUCUACGAAAGCUAACAAGCUAGCAAUUCCCGGAAAACUACAGUAAAUAGAUAUUGCCUCUGGAUGACUGAUAUUAACGAAAGCAUUUUUGCAAAGGUCACUGUAUCCAGACAUUGCGCUGCAUGUUACUGUCGGGAUAUCACUGAAGUAGAGAGUCUACGAUUGCCAUUUUACUGCGCUACAGUUUAUGCUAAUGUCGAGAUUCAAAAUGGCGGUCUUUCGUUUGGGAAGAUGCAGAAGAA
Lingula anatina is the source of this 2673-nucleotide messenger RNA. RefSeq lists its product as uncharacterized. Gene Ontology annotation, biological process: regulation of gene expression. Gene Ontology annotation, molecular function: transcription corepressor activity. The record is from RefSeq and is a predicted model, not a curated record. NCBI's taxonomy places the organism in Eukaryota, Metazoa, Brachiopoda, Lingulata, Lingulida, Lingulidae. Gene Ontology annotation, cellular component: nucleus; cytoplasm.